Camelina sativa (false flax) is the source of this 1020-nucleotide messenger RNA. RefSeq lists its product as uncharacterized. The record is from RefSeq and is a predicted model, not a curated record. Gene Ontology annotation, cellular component: TRAPP complex. NCBI's taxonomy places the organism in Eukaryota, Viridiplantae, Streptophyta, Magnoliopsida, Brassicales, Brassicaceae. Gene Ontology annotation, biological process: Golgi vesicle transport.
UGGAUUUUUCUCUCACCCCAUUUCUAAUUUGAUGCUUCUUAGACCGUUAAUUGAUCUGCAUCCCGCGGCGACCAUUCUUUAAUUUACGAAUUUGUUUUAUUUAUCUUUUCUUUGUAAUUGAUAAUUUUGUUGGGGGUUGGUUGUUUCAAUCGAAACAAAAGGGUCAAGUGCAACUCCAUUUAUAGCCACUCUCUUCUAAAAAGAGUUGCCGUUUCGAGAAAUUGGGAGAUGGCUCCGGUUGGUCCUCGAUCCGGUGAUGCGAUCUUCUCUAGCAUUGAUCGUGUGAAUGCUGAGUUGUUCACGUUGACCUAUGGUGCAAUCGUGCGUCAGUUACUUACUGACCUGGAAGAAGUCGAGGAAGUUAACAAACAGCUUGAUCAAAUGGGGUACAACAUUGGAAUCCGACUUAUCGAUGAGUUUCUAGCCAAAUCUGGUGUUUCCAGAUGCGUUGACUUUAAGGAAACUGCUGAAAUGAUUGCCAAGGUGGGUUUCAAGAUGUUCUUAGGGGUGACUGCAUCAGUGUCAAGCUGGGACGCGGAUGGGACUUGCUGCAGUAUAAUCUUGGAGGACAACCCGCUCGUUGAUUUCGUGGAGCUUCCCGAUACUUGCCAAGGUCUUUACUACUGCAAUGUCUUAAGUGGAGUCAUUAGAGGAGCUUUGGAAAUGGUCUCGAUGAAGACCGAAGUUACAUGGACACGUGAUGUUCUUAGAGGAGAUGAUGCUUAUGAGUUGCAGGUGAAGCUACUGAAACAAGUCGCAGAGGAGUACCCUUACAAGGAUGAUGAAUAAACAAAAUAGCAAUCUUUUAUCUCCUCCCCUCUGCAACAAAGAGACAUUUAAUUACUGUCGUUUGUAGUAUCUUUCUCUUUCUCUGCAUUCUUAGCUUUUUAAGCAAACUAUAAGCUACGAAACUCAAUACCGUGUGAUGAUGUUUUGGUACAAAUCCUACAUUUCUUAGUUUUCUUAUGUGACGAGAGUUAAACCGUAUCAUUGUCAGUACAACAAAAAAACAAUUCUGUA